Messenger RNA from Oreochromis aureus, 5369 nucleotides. It is a transcript of the gene rgs12a, whose product is annotated as regulator of G protein signaling 12a. The transcript is spliced from 18 exons. Bases 267 to 4499 code for a protein of 1410 amino acids. Gene Ontology annotation, molecular function: protein binding; GTPase activator activity. Lineage: Eukaryota; Metazoa; Chordata; Actinopteri; Cichliformes; Cichlidae. The record is from RefSeq and is a predicted model, not a curated record. Gene Ontology annotation, biological process: signal transduction.
GGUGGUAAGCAGGGAGCCAGCUGGCGGUGUGUUUUGGGGAGUGGGUGGAGGGGUGACUGGGAGUAAUAUGCGCGCCGUGUUUGGACAUAAAAGCUGCCUCUGUUUUAGCUCUGACAGAUAAUUGCAGAAAUAAGAUUGAUGUGGGUUACGUUACUUGGUUAUUAAAUGAAACUGAUGAAAUUAAAUUAACUUGUUGACUAGGAUGACAACAACACAAUAGUGUUGGCAACGGGCAAGUGUUUCAGUUCCCACAUGCGGCAACAAAGAUGAGGAUACAGGGACAGCCUGAGGGCGCGAGGAGGCGUCUGGAUAUGAAUGCAUCCGGUGAGUUCAAGAGCGUGGAGGUCAUCCGUGGUCGGGCUGGAUAUGGCUUUACUAUUUCUGGACAGAGGCCGUGCAUGUUGAGCGGCAUCCUGGAAGGAAGCCCGGCAUACUUGGUGGGGCUCAGGCAAGGAGAUUGCAUCAUGGUCAUCAAUGGAAGUGAUGUGUCCACUGCUUCUCAUGAGGCUGUAGUGCAGCUGAUUGGCAGCUGCAAAGGACCCCUGUGCUUGGUGGUGCAGGCUGAAGGCAGAGUGAUGGGAAACCCAAUCCUUAAUGAUGUGAAAUUUGGGUUUGCCCAGAAAAGUGGCGCUUUCCAAAAGGCAAGUGUUUUCCGCACUGUCUCGGAUGACUCAAGCAACUCCUCCUUUAACGCAAGUUGUUCGGUUGCCGCCAAACAGAGGCCAGUUUCAGAGCCGGAUAUGUCACAGUGGUCACGGCAAUGGAGUGCUUUAGCUGAGCAGCCAAGGGAGGAGACUUCCACGUCUGGGGAUGCAGACUCUGUUAUUACAGACGAAGCCAAUCCAGACUGGGGUGUUUUGAACAUGACUUUGGUGGUGGGCUACCUGAGCUCCACAGAGCUGAUUUUGAACACCAGUGAAUCAGAGGACUGUUCAAAGGCUAUUCUGGAGAGAAUUCGACAGCUGGGCACUGAGCAGGACACCCAUACCCUGGUGAUGAUGAAGAUCAUGUUUGAUUGCAUUCGUCUUUGUGACGACGCUGGAGCUGUUUUGGCAGCUUUCCCAGCUGAGAACCUGGUCUUGGGGGCUGUGUGUACUGAAGACCCACGUUUUUUUUGCCUGGUCACUACAGGGCAUAUUAUUAAUGGCCGUGUGCCAGAAGAUAGUCCUCUGUGUGCCUCCUGCCAUGUUUUUUUCAUUGACCCAGAGCUGGGAAAUCACAAGGAUCACACUGGGAUUGCUGGCCGUUUUGGUUUCAACUGCACUCCAGAUCCAGAUACCUCGGGCUGCCUGGAAUUCCCACAGACUCCCCCAGAUGUUCUUAACUUUGUAACAGUACUUUACAGUGACAUGGGGGAGGCUGUGGAAAGACUAAGAGUCAAACUGGACGCAGAAGCCCAGGAGCAUGCCAAGGAGAACGUCAGCACUGCCAAACGUGGCAGUGCCAGCAGCAAUGGGGACAGUGGUAUUGGAAAUGCUUCUCCCCCUGAGGAGAGAGCGGACAGGGAUUUCCCUUCUGUGAUCCAAAACCAUCCUGGGGCCCACCUCCCCAGCUGUCCAUGGGAUUAUCCUCCGGCUGAAGGCCUCACCCCAAUAACCCUCUCCAAGAAUGGCCAAAAACUUAAUCCAGAGAACACUACCAGCACAGAUUCCCUUUCAGAGUCAUUACCUGGCCCAGAUUCUCUAGUUAGCUUUUAUGGAGGACCCCCACCCAGGCUACAGUUCCAGUUCAAGCCCCCACCACCUCUUAUGUGUUUGGAUAAAAAAACAAACUUCUCUGGAGAUCCUCUCAGAGGGAGCCAACGGUGGUUCUCAAAGCCAAAGUGGCCAAAAGUCCUGAGUAGUGAUCCGGCACCAUGUGAAACAUCCAACAACAACUGGCCCUCACACAAUAGUCUUAGUGCCAGCACCAAUAACCUGCCACCUCCAAUGAGCCAGAUACCCUCAGAAAGAUACCAGUCAGCUGAAGUCAUGAUGCUGCCCCCCAGGGAGGAAUGGACCAGAAAGUUUGUAGAACAGAGACAGAAACAGCAAAAGGAUGGCAACACUAGAAAUGGUUCCAGGUUUUGGGGUAUAGGCGCUAUUCGUGCCUCUAAACGUCGUUCUGCUAAACGUCUCAGCCUGGCGCGAUCACUGGAUGACCUUGACUCUGCUGCUUCAUCCGAUGGUGACUAUAGUGGGAUCCAGCUGCAGAGCUGCUGCAGCCAGAGCAGCCUGAACAGUAAUGGCAGUCUUCCAGGAGCAGGCAGCAACCGAGGCGCUCCUGAGCAGCGUGUGGCCAGCUGGUCCUCCUGCUUUGAGCGUCUCCUCCAGGAUCCCGUGGGUGUGCGCUACUUCUCGGAAUUUCUCAAGAAAGAAUUCAGCGAGGAGAAUAUCUUGUUCUGGCAGGCCUGUGAAUACUUCAGUCAUGUCCCUGCAACAGAUAAAAAGCAGCUGUCCCAGAGAGCAGGGGAGAUCUACAACAGCUUCCUGUCCAGCAAGGCCACCAUGCCGGUCAACAUCGACAGCCAAGCCCAGCUGGCCGAUGACGUCCUCACCUCCCCAAGGCCUGACAUGUUCAAGACCCAGCAGCUACAGAUCUUCAACUUGAUGAAGUUUGACAGCUAUUCGCGGUUCCUCAAGUCCUCCCUCUACCAGGAGUGCAUGCGUGCUGAGAUGGACGGUCAGCCCUUGCCGGACCCCUACCAAAUCCCCUGCAGCCCCGCCCCCUCAAAGCAUAGUGCCAGCUCUGACCGCUCCACCCUGUCGACCCCCAAAAAGGACGUCAGAAAGCAGCGCUCAGGGAGGUCGCUGAAUGAUGACGGCAGAGACGAGAGCGCCGACAAGAAACGUGGCUUCUUCUCGUGGUCACGCAACAGGAGCUUUGGGAAGGGUCCAAAGAAGAAGGACAUCGGAGACAUUAACCUCGAUUACUGGGGCAGUAAUGGGAGGAGGGAGUCCCAGGGCUCCUUGUCAUCCGGUACCAGUCUGGAGAUGCCCAUUUCCUGCUCCGCUGGCAAGAUUGAGUCUGAUAAUCGCCACUCGGUUGGAGCGUGGGAACGUGCUCCCAAACAGUGCAGCGUGCUGCUACCCGACGGCUCCUGCUCUUCUGUCAGCCUUCGGCCAGGUGCCUCCAUCAGGGAAGUCCUCCAAGAACUCUGCCAGAACAUUAGUGUCAAUGUUGCCGCCGUUGACCUUUUCCUGGUGGGAGGAGACAAGCCUUUAGUGUUGGACCAAGACUGUAUGACACUAAGCUCCAGAGACCUGAGACUGGAGAAGCGUACAUUGUUUAGGUUGGAUCUGGUGCCCAUUAACCGCUCCGUGGGGCUGAAAGCCAAGCCAACCAAGCCAGUUACUGAGGUCCUGCGGCCCGUGGUGGCCAAAUAUGGUCUCCACCUUGCUGAUCUUGUGGCCAAAAUAAGCGGCGAGACUGAGCCUCUGGAUCUGGGUGCUCCCAUAUCGAGUCUGGACGGCCUGCGAGUUGUGCUGGAGCGAGCAGAUCCCUGUUCAGUCAAAGACAAAUCCAAGUCUUCCUCCUUAAAAAGUCACCCAACCCGGAGUUUUUCUGCGACAGGAGAUGAGAGGUCAGCACCAAAGGACUUUUCUGUGAGGCCAAGUGGACCAGACUCAGCACUCCCAAGGGAUAAGAGAAAACAGAAAAAGAUUAAUAUAGAUGAAGCUGAAGAAUUCUUUGAGCUGCUGAGCCGGGCGCAGAGCACCCGAGCCAACGACCAGCGUGGACUCCUAAACAAAGACGACCUGGUGCUUCCCGACUUCCUGCGACUGACUCCGCCCACUUCCUCUCUCUCCGUGUCCUCCGACCUGGCCUGCUCCACCCCCAACUCCCUGAAGCCGGUUCGAGAGAAUGGCAUCCCCUCCCGGAGCCCCCUCACUUCCAGCCUACGCUCGGAGAGCCUGGACUCCUCCCUCAGCUCCAGUGCGAACGGACACUCCAGGCGGUGCCUCAUGCCCCCUCCGCGCCACCCAACCUUCGGCACUCACAUGUCCCCCAUCCUCCGGCCCUCAGACACCCGUCCAACCCUCCGCACCGUGGAGGAGGACGCCAACGCCGACCUGACUCUCGUCGGUGAAGGCGACAUCAGCAGCCCCACCCUGCUGCCUCCUUCACCAUCCCCCGUGUCGUCCUUCAAUAGCAGCCUGCCGGCAGCCAACUUCACCCCGCCACCGCCCUGCUCCCAGGCUAAAGACGCGGGCGAAGAGGGAAAGUCCAGUUCAGAGGCAACAGAAAUGACCCCUAAUGCAAAGUCACCUCCUGAAAAAGCCAACGCUGCACAUACCAUUCAGGAGGUGAUGGAUGUGGAGGGAGUACAUCUAGAAGAAGGAACAGCGGAGACAUCCCAGGGUGAGGACUCUGAGCUGAGCUUGAGUUUUCAGGGCUAUGUCGCCGAGCUGCGGCAGUGCCAGAGCAAAAUGAGAAACGCCCAGAUGCCCCAGAACGGCCGCAACCCACCGGAGGGCCAGGACUGCAACACAGAUCUUUACAAGGCCACCAUCGUCUAAAGGGACCCCCCCUCCGCAACACCCCCACUGCUGCACUUUUAAAGCCUGAGCGACUGUUGUUUGAGGAGAUGUAGUCGAACAAUGUGCUGCAUGUACAAGUUGUCAGUUUUCUUUACUAAAGCAUCAAUGUUACGGUGAUGGAUAUUGUAUAUUUGUUUAAAAAAAGUUCAGGCAUCUUCUUGUUGACUUCUAGUACCGGUUGUAAUUUUGGGACAGUGAUAUGUUUUGUUAUUGGUAUGCUUUGAUAAUUAAAUACAUUGAGCCCAAAUAAUAAUACCACAGAAGAAGCCUGAAACUCACUUUGGGGUACCAGUUGCUAAUAGUUGUACACAAUUUAUGUGAAAUGACUGAGAAAUAGGACACUGCUUGAUAAGAAGCUGCUUAACAACUUCCUAACAAAAAAACACUGGCAGCCUUCUGGUGUUGGAAACCAAAAAGUGAAAGCUCAGGAAAACACUUGUUCAGGUUCUUGAUAACAAUUUCGAAACCAUCACCAAAUGAUUUAAUGAGCUGUUAAGCUGUUUGGGUAUAUUGAGUUUUACAUUAAAGUCCCGAUUAACUGUCUACCCAUUACCUUUUUCUGCUAGUCUUGCGCUAAGAAAAGUUGUGAGAUGCAACUGAAAUAGCAAUGAUAAUUUAAAAAUCUAGAAAGUAAAGCUUGACUUUUGUUUUACGUGUCCUGAUUAGAAAGUAGGACCACAUGCUAGGAGAGGACUCUUGGAUAUUUGACUAUUUCUUGUUCAUAUUGUCUUCCUGUGUUGUACAGAUGACACAUAACAGUACCUCUAUUGUCUGUACUUUCUGCUUCUGUGGUUGUGAGGUUGUCCAAAUUGUUGAACAAUUAAAAGGCUUCGAUGGCUCUACUUUCAA